AUGUCAACCUUAGAAGGGAUACCUACAAACGAUGACUCUCACGAAGCCUCUGCGAUUGUGGAUGGUGAUACCCUCGGUCGCGCGCCCCGCGCCCCUCCUCACCCUGCCUCCGUGAAGAUCAAUGUCGAGGGCGCUUUCAUCGUGGAUGACGAGCCGAACAAGAGAACGAACAUGACAAGCGAAUUUGUGCAUCGGGAACACACGGACAUUAGGUUGCCGCACCAUACGGAUGUGGUCAGCCAUGUCGCGGUUGAUAUUGGCGGUUCCCUUGCGAAGCUCGUCUACUUUUCCCGCGAGCCGGGCUCGACCCAUGGCGGCGGGCGCCUCAACUUUCUGAAUUUCGAGACCGACCGUAUAGAUCUGUGCAUCGACUUCAUUCAAGAGCUGAAACAGACACAAUCGAAACUCAAUGGGUCAACCCCCCAACAGCUAUGUGUCAUGGCGACCGGAGGAGGAGCAUUUAAAUUCUACGACCGGAUGAAGGAGGUUCUGCACGUUGAUGUGAUCCAAGAGGACGAGAUGGAGUGUCUUAUCAUCGGUCUCGAUUUCUUCAUCACAGAGAUCCCGCAAGAAGUGUUCACCUACAGCGAAGAGGAACCAAUGCAAUUUGCCGAAGCACGCCCAGAUGUCUAUCCAUAUCUCCUGGUCAACAUUGGAUCGGGGGUGUCCAUGGUGAAGGUGUCAGGACCCCGAGAGUUUCAACGCGUGGGCGGUACAUCGCUGGGAGGAGGUACAUUCUGGGGUAUUCUUUCCUUGCUCACCGGCGCCCGCACGUUUGAUGAGAUGUUGAGGUUAGCCGAAAAGGGCGACAACGCCGGAGUCGACAUGCUUGUGGGUGACAUUUAUGGCACAGGCUACGGCAAGAUCGGUCUGAAGAGCACCACCAUCGCAAGUACCUUUGGCAAAGUCUUCCGCAUGAAGAGGAUGGCCGAAAGAAACGCAGAGGAUGGGCAAGGUUUGUUCAAUGGUGACCACGGGGAUGGUGAUCACCGACUGGGAGGCUUCAAGACCGAGGACAUGGCACGAAGCUUGCUGUAUGCGAUCUCCAACAAUAUCGGCCAAAUCGCGUACCUCCAAUCGGAAAAGCACAACCUUCAACAUAUAUAUUUCGGAGGAUCCUUCAUUCGAGGCCAUACACAGACGAUGAACACCCUUUCCUAUGCCAUCAAGUUCUGGUCUCAGGGCCAGAAACAGGCAUACUUUCUACGACAUGAGGGUUAUCUCGGUGCGGUUGGCGCAUUUCUCAAACGACAACCGAAGAACUGGGGAAGGCGCAAUAGUUUCGACGACGUCAAACUGGGCAGGGUAAUGUCCAGAGAAUAG
Messenger RNA from Capronia coronata CBS 617.96, 1323 nucleotides. RefSeq names its product type II pantothenate kinase. The record is from RefSeq and is a predicted model, not a curated record. The coding region runs from base 1 to 1323 and encodes 440 amino acids. The transcript is spliced from 3 exons. Gene Ontology annotation, cellular component: cytosol; nucleus. Gene Ontology annotation, molecular function: ATP binding; pantothenate kinase activity. Gene Ontology annotation, biological process: coenzyme A biosynthetic process. Lineage: Eukaryota; Fungi; Ascomycota; Eurotiomycetes; Chaetothyriales; Herpotrichiellaceae.